UGCCGGCGAGAAGGCCAUGGCCGAGAGCUGGGGGAGGUGGGGCAGCAGAGUUGGGGAUUGGGCAUCUGACCCCUUCAGGACCCACCGAGGGUGCACGGGCUCUGGGAGGCGGGAGGCGGCCGCUGCGCAUGCUCGGCAGCCUGGGCGCGGAACUAGACUUGAGUCCCCAGUCAGUUGUGUGGGCGCGGGGCGAUCUCUGGCUAGUGGCUUAACCUCUCUGUGCUUUCGCUUUCCUCCGCUGAGAAACCCGGCGAAUGACGCCGCCGUUCAACGUUGGAGGCCUCGGGUGAAACUUAAGAACUUAGAACAGUGCGUGGCUCUUGAACGUGAUGUGUCGCGGAAGCCUUCCGCGGGGGGUCCCGGUACUCCUGGUGGCGCUAAGAUGAAAGGAAGAAAAACACAAGGUGGAAGAGUCGUCGAGUCCCGAUACUUGCAGUACGAGAAGAAAACUACCAAAAAGUCUUCUGCAGCAGAUGCGGUGAAGACCGGUGGGAAGAUGCCUGAAGGGGGAAGGAAAUUCCACGUGCUCCAGAAGAGCAAAGACAGCAGUGGAAUCGGGAAGGGCGACCUGCAGUCCACGUUGCUGGAAGGGCAUGGCACCGCCCCGCCAGACCUGGACCUCUCGGCCAUCAACGAAAAGAGUAUGGUUAGAAAGACUCCGCAGCUAGAAAAGACGAUGUCGAAGAGAACUGACUCGUCGUCGUUUUCUUCUUCACAGAGAAAGAGCCCGGACGUAUCGGAGGCGAUGGAAAUGAUGGAAUCCCAGACGUUGCUCCUGACCCUGCUGACUGUGAAGAUGGAGAAUGGUCUCGCUUCAUUCGAAGAAAAGGCAGAGAGGAAUUUAUUAAUAAUGUGUAAAGAGAAGGAGAAGCUACAGAAGGCAGCCCACGAGCUGAAGCGCAAACUUCUCCUCACUCAGCGGAAGCGGGAGCUGGCAGACGUCCUUGACGCUCAGAUCGAGAUGCUCCGCCCCUACGAGGCUGUGGCCGAACGCUUUAAGGAGCAGUACAAGACGUUCGCCACGGCCCUGGACACCACGAGGCACGAGCUUCCCGUGAAAUCGGUCCACCUAGACGGCGAUGGGCAGCGGUUCUUAGACGAUUUGCAGCAGGAGUUGACGACCACAUGCCAUCUGCUGGAAGAACUGGGGAUUGGCAGUUUAGAAGAAAACAUGAAAGCUCUGGACCUGCUGAGCGAACUCAAGGAAAUGACCCAAAAGAAGGAUCUGGAACUCCGAAGGAGCUUCGCCCAGGUGCUGGACCUCUCGGCCGAGGCGAGUAAAGAGGCGGCUUUAAUCAACCAGGAGGUCUGGGAGGAAGCCCAGGGCUUGGAGGCCCCCAGCCAGUGGUACUUCAACCAGGAAGGCGCCGGUGGGGAAGCUCCAGGGGUGGUCCGGACCCCGCUUCUGUUGGGCGCCGGGGAGCCACACACGGCGUGAGUCUACACACCAGCCAUGUCCCCCCUGCCCAAGGGGGUCCUCCCUGCUGACCGCCGGGAAGAAAGCCUGGCCCCUCCCCCAGCUCAGUGCACAUGUGUGUCCCGCGGCCUCGUGUGUCAUGCUCUGGGAGCUCAAGCACUUUAGACACUACUUUGGCGAUGUAGCUAUUUUUGUACGAGCGUAUUUGAUAUUUAAAGAAUAAAACUUUUGCAGUCAA
Molecule: messenger RNA, 1655 nt
Organism: Mustela lutreola (European mink)
Lineage: Eukaryota; Metazoa; Chordata; Mammalia; Carnivora; Mustelidae
Gene: HAUS8
Product: HAUS augmin like complex subunit 8
Exons: 11
Coding region: 17-1438 (473 amino acids)
Biological process (GO): centrosome cycle; spindle assembly
Cellular component (GO): centrosome; nuclear microtubule; cytoplasm
Molecular function (GO): microtubule binding
Source: RefSeq, a predicted model, not a curated record